Molecule: messenger RNA, 1512 nt
Organism: Fusarium poae
Lineage: Eukaryota; Fungi; Ascomycota; Sordariomycetes; Hypocreales; Nectriaceae
Exons: 1
Coding region: 1-1512 (503 amino acids)
Biological process (GO): DNA-templated transcription
Molecular function (GO): zinc ion binding; DNA binding
Source: RefSeq, a predicted model, not a curated record
AUGAUGACUUUACGUCACAAGGAAGAUCCCUUCCUUCAACCAUCACCACCUUUAAGUUCAAUACUGAACACGUCAAAACAUACAUACGAGUUUCACCCAGAGGCAAAGCAUAUUUACUUCCUCUGGCAAACAUUUGUCGAGACUGUCAACCCGCUUAUCAAGAUCAUCCAUGUCCCAAGUUUGCAAAAGCGCAUCCUUGAAGCCAGCUGGGACCCUUCGUGCAUUGACAAGUCUCUUUCAGCCCUCAUGUUUUCCAUUUACACGCUCUCUGUCACUUCUUUAUCAUCAGAGAACUGUCUAUCUUCCUUCGGGCAAGACAGAGGGGUUUUACUCAUGCACUAUCGAACUGCGACCCUACGAGCCCUGGCCGAGGCUGAUUACAUGGAGACCAAAACACUCGAGGUGCUCCAAGCGAUGACUCUAUUCAUAUUUUCGAACCCAGAGUCUGAAAUGGCGAGUACCAUGACUGCAGUUGUUAUUAGGUUGGGGCAGAUGAUGGGAAUUCACAAAACCGAGUCCGACACAAGGUUGUCCUUCUUUGAGAAAGAAAUGCGGAUAAGGCUCUGGUGGCAGAUCAAAGGUCUCGAUUCUAGAGUCCGCGCCGUUUCGACACCUGGGAUUAAACUAUCCAAAAGCGACUUUGGGGACUCGCGGGCCCCUCAUAGUAUGAAUGACGCCGAUUUGCAUCCAGACAUGCUGGAGCCUAUUACAAAAUACACUGGCCCAACAGAGAUGACUUGCGUUCUGAUGAAGUACGAGGUCACAAGCUGGAUUCAAUCAUCGCCCCGGGCGGCAAAGGUUUUCGAGGGUAUGGCUCCCGGCUUUACAAAACCUAGGACAUCUACCAAGAUUGAGUACGAAGCUAUCAAUGAGCUAGAGGCUAUAUAUACCGAGAAGUAUCUGUCAAAAUUGGAUAGGUGUGUUCCGUUUCAUGAUUUGACCUAUAAUAUGGCAAAUCUAGCCCUUGCUCGCAUGAGAUUCAUGCUGCACCAUCCACGAGGUCGAUCGGUAUCCGGAGAAGAUGUGUACAUUACACAACAAGAAGGUGACUUUCUCUUCGAAGCAGCGGUUUCAUUCAUCCAAUACGUCAACCUGGGGUUUAAAAGCAAAUUCUCAUCUCAUAUCUUCACACACUUGACUUCAACAUAUCAUAUUGACGCAUACAUCUACGUUGUGAGCGAGCUUCGCAAGCGGGAUUCGGGUACCAGAAUCGAUCAGGCGUGGAAAUUGGUGGAUGGUUUGUAUACUGACCACCACGAGCUGAUUGGGAAUACUGAGAGUCCAUUGUUCGUCGCUCUGGGUAACUUGGUUCUAGAGGCCUGGGAAUCACGACGAAAGGUAUUAACUGAGGCUGACGUUAUACCGUCUUGUAUCGAGUUGCUUUGGGCUAAGCGACGGGUUGCAAACGCAAGUGCUGAGGUACCAGUCGAUGGAGUUAAUGGUCUCGAAGGAUGGGAGUUCAAUGUGGACGACUUUGACUGGAGUUAUUGGAACAACUUUAUGCGUUUCUAG